CGCACGAGGAAACGCUCCGUGGCCUGCGCGGUGACGUCACCACGCAGGGAAGCGCGAUGGCGGCGGCCUCUGCUUCCACGUCGCACCGCGACCGGGCCGCCUUCACCUCUUCGCCCCCCGCCUCCUCGGUGUCGUGGGAGGCGAUGCGCGGCCUGGCCGAGCUGGGGCAGCUGCAGCGCGACUACGAGCGCCUGUGCCGCGACGAGGAAGAAGUCACAGCUGAACUGGACUCAUUGCUGGAGAAGCAGAGUGGAUUGGAGUCAAAAAUGGGCUCUCUGCAUCGCAUGCGACCAAACCUGCAGCUGAUUGAAGGGGAUGCCUCUCAGCUCGCUGGAAUGAUCAACUUCACCUGCAACCUGGCCGAGAACAUCAGCAGCAAAGUCCGCCAGCUGGACCUGGCCAAGACGCGCGUGUACCAGGCGAUCCAGCGCGUGGACGAUAUCCUGGACCUGGCGCUGUGCACCGACGGGGUGCAGGCCGCUCUCAACAGCGAGGACUACGAGACGGCCGCGGGCCACGUUCACCGCUUCCUCUCGCUGGACAAGUCCGUGCUGGAAAUGAGUUGCGAUGGCAGGGACGGUGGGAUGGCGGACACAAACCUCGGCCUGCUGCAAGACGCCGAGAAGAAACUGAAGGCCAUCGUGGUGGUGCGGUUUGACGCGGCCAUAAAGGAGGGAAACCUGCCGCAAGUGGAGCGCUUCUUCAAGAUCUUCCCCCUGCUGGGCCUUCACGACGAAGGCCUCAGCAAGUUUGCGCAGUACCUCUGUGCCCAGGUCGCCAUCAAGGCGGAGGAGAACCUACAGCUCGCCAUGACCACGGAUGUGGGCGAUAAGCGAGCCGGCGUCAUUUUUGCAGACACCCUCACCCUGCUCUUUGAAGGAAUCGCUCGCAUAGUGGAAACGCACCAGCCCAUCGUGGAGACAUUCUACGGGCCCGGCCGCCUAUUUGUCCUGCUCAAGCACCUGCAGGGGGAGUGUGACCGGCAGGUGCAGCGUGUCGUCGACAGAUUCACGGAGCAUCGUCACUACGAGCAGAAGUUGAAGCGCGUGGAGGGCAGCUUGCUGAGAGGCUCCCAGCUGGAGAGGAUCGCGCCGAGGGAGUUGGACACGAUCCUGGGAGAGAUGAGCGUGAUGAAUGCUCGCGCCGAGCUCUACCUGCGUUUCGUGCGGCGCCGCGUGCUCGCUGACCUGGAGGUGUGCGACGCCGACGCCAGCGAGGAAACACGCAACGGGCACCUGUCUGCGCUGGAGAAGCUGAUAAACAACUGCGUGCUGAGCCGCAGCAUGCAGGAGCUCAUGUGCUCUUACAUCACCAUGGAAGAGUACUUCAUGCGAGAGACCGUCAAUAAGGCUGUGGCGAUGGACACGGUGGAGAAAGGGCAGCUCACGUCCAGCGUGGUGGACGACGUGUUCUACAUCGUCAAGAAGUGCAUUGGACGAGCCAUGGCCAGCUCCAACAUUGACUGCCUGUGUGCCAUGAUCAAUCACGCGACCACACUGCUCGAUGAGGACUUCCGGGAGGUACUCAACACGAAGCUGCGCGUGGGCUUCCCAGCGACGACGCUGCAGGACAUCCAGCGCGGCGUUAGCAGCGCCGUGAGCCUCAUGCAGAGCAGCCUGCAGCAGGGCAAGUUCGAGGCGCGCGGCAUUGAGAGCACCGAGGAGGCAAAGCAGUCAUUCCUGGUGACACUGAACAACACGGAGGUGUGCAGCGACAACAUCCAGACCCUCAAGAAGACGCUGGAGGCUGACUGCCAGAUGUUGCUUAAUCAAGGUACCAAGAGUGAGCAGUCCCGUGCCAAAGUGGACAGCUGUCUCUUAGACCUGGUGUCUGUCUCCAACCAUUUCAAGGAUCUCUUGCAGGAGGGUCUGGCAGAGCUGAACAACGCAGCCAUCAUGCCGCAAGUGAAGCCUUGGAUGAACGACUUCCUGCUCGUCUCGCACAACAUCGAGGAGGAGGAAUUCAAUGACUACGAAGCCAACGACCCCUGGGCUCAGAAGUUCAUCGUUAAUUUCGAGCAGCUGAUGGCAGAGUUCAAGGCGGCCGUGUCGCCCUCCAUAUACGACAGCCUCAUUGGACUCGCGACGGGCCUCAUCAGCCAGGAGAUGGAGCGCUGCGUGCAUAAAACCACAUUCAGCCGGCUGGGAGGACUGCAGUUUGACAAGGAGCUGAGGGCACUGGUGGCCUACCUCACCUCCAUCACGACCUGGACCAUCCGUGACAAGUUCGCUCGGCUCACACAGAUGGCCACCAUCCUCAACCUGGAGCGGGUGACGGAAAUCCUGGACUACUGGGGCCCAAACUCGGGGCCACUUACGUGGCGGCUCACUCCCGCUGAGGUGCGGCGCGCCCUGUCGCUGCGCGCCGACUUCCGCAGUGAGGACAUCAAGCGACUGCGCCUCUGAGCGCGCAGCGGGCCAGGACCUGCCGAAUGUUACGCUCGAGCGCUCGUCACAAGCACACAGCAAUAGCGCAUCACACACGCACAGCAAUAGCGCAUGCACACUCGGUGCACAAAAGCACGCCACAUCAUGGCAGUCCACAGGGCAUUGGUCACCUAGUGUGGUGCACAAUAGCACCACGACAUGUUGCAUUACGUGACACUACACAACCACAGAAUUUCAGCUCUAAAGUUCUAUAUAUUUUUUGUUAUUAUAUUUGUUUACCCAGAAAGCAUUAGGGGGUGAUGAUUGCUAUGUAUAUUCCAAACAAGUAAUUUGCGGCUCUUUUCCGAACUUGUAACAUUUCGACCAAGCCACCAACACACAAUGGCCCACUUGUUCCAAAUGAUGUCAGGGGAUCUUAAAUGUCCACUGUGAAGUGGGCAAGGCACAUAUUUAUUGGUGAAAAUGCGCUUAAUGCAUAAAAAUGCAUUAAUCCAACAUGUUGUGCACUACAUAAAAUUGUUUGAUGCAGUCGCAGAGAAAAGUUGUGGCAACAGCUUUCCACUCACAAUGCAAUUACCCUAUUGCACGAAUCGAGAUCCGUCCGCAAGGGGGGAGAAAUUGUCCUCGGGUUAUUUUCGAACUCUGCCCAUGGUCUUUGUAAUAUCAGUAAAGUUCAAAUCAGUGUUUGUCGCUUUCAGAGAAGAUCACCAAAUCCUCAAAUGCAUUCAACGUUGAAGAAAUUAUCGUGUACUGUGUUUUCGUUAGCACAGUGUAACAAGAUUUAAUACUUUGGUAUAUGCCAUUUGUGGAAAGGGUUGGCAGAAAUUUCGCAACAACAUCCAUCAUAUAACAUAUUUUUUGCACAGGUCCAGAGGAUGAAAUGAAAUCUUCUUAGUCCCGUACAAAGUAAGUUUUUUUACAGGUGACGUGUAGCAAAGUAGGUGAAGCAGACGUCAGGUUUCUCGAGUUCCAGAGGUGGGAGGGUGAGCUGGAGAGAGUGGGGUGAAGGGGGUUCAAAGGAGGUGGAUAUGAGGAAGAGGAGAAAUCGAAGAGGUAUAGAGAAUGAGUGGAGUUAGGGUGGGGCAGACGUGAGUACAAGAGGGUGAGAGAGCGGGGAGAGCGUGAGAGCAGAAGAGUGGCGCGAGGGAGAAGAGGACAGAGAGAUCACAGGAGUUCGACAUGGACGGGUUGCAGAGUUGGUGACGCGGCUGUUGAGGAAACACGUGCUGUACAAACUCUGCACUCGGGGCUGUAAAAAAAGGUGUACUCAACCUCGCAGUGAUGAGAAGCGUGCAUUUAGUUCUUUUUUUGUUCCUCCCAUUGUACAAACGUGAGUGUACAUAAAUUGAUGAAUAAAGGUGACGGCUGACAAA
Messenger RNA from Petromyzon marinus (sea lamprey), 3760 nucleotides. It is a transcript of the gene COG4, whose product is annotated as component of oligomeric golgi complex 4. Gene Ontology annotation, cellular component: COG complex. The record is from RefSeq and is a predicted model, not a curated record. Gene Ontology annotation, biological process: retrograde vesicle-mediated transport, Golgi to endoplasmic reticulum; Golgi organization. NCBI's taxonomy places the organism in Eukaryota, Metazoa, Chordata, Hyperoartia, Petromyzontiformes, Petromyzontidae.